AUGGAGGUUGCAGUCCGCACUCGCCGCAUUUCGCUCACAUUUCGUUCCCAACUGUCAAACGAUCCGCGCAGCCGGCGCAGGAACUUGGACCCGGCCGCUCGGGUUGGCCUUGCGCAGCCCAAUGUAACGAGGGCGCAUGCUUGCUCGACUCGGCUCCGAUCAAUCCCUCUGCUCUGCAACAGCAGCAGCUCUGCUGCUCCCCGCGCUGCUGGCGGAUCCGUUUGCGGCAGGUCUACAGGGCCCACCACCGGCUUCGGCGAUGCAAAUCCCACGACACCCAAACUCGGUGGAGUCGGCCGCUUUGGAGGGCCUCGCCUGCUGGUCCUCCUGCUGCCCUGCCGGGGCCGUGCACGGAGGCUGAGGCUGUCGACCAGACCCUGGUCGUCCAGCACAGAACAGCCACGGGCCGGGCGCGACAACUGGUUAAUGGACAGCCGGGCUGGGGCACCCGACGCCCCCGCCGCCGCCGUGCAGGACGUGAUUUCCGGUCUUCUGGACGCCUCGAACGACGCUAAUGUACCCGGGAAGAUCAGGCUGAUUGCGCUAGGGAUGGUAUAUCGGGCCCUUCGUCUUCGCUUCCAUUCGAGGAAUGCGGCUUGGCCUCGGGAUCGGCCGCGGAACCACUCCCUCGCGGCCCAUGUUUUCUACGACGGGCCUCCUGGACCAUAA
Messenger RNA from Penicillium argentinense, 669 nucleotides. RefSeq lists its product as uncharacterized. The record is from RefSeq and is a predicted model, not a curated record. The transcript has a single exon. Bases 1 to 669 code for a protein of 222 amino acids. Lineage: Eukaryota; Fungi; Ascomycota; Eurotiomycetes; Eurotiales; Aspergillaceae.